Leptinotarsa decemlineata (Colorado potato beetle) is the source of this 829-nucleotide messenger RNA. RefSeq names its product phenoloxidase-activating factor 3. The record is from RefSeq and is a predicted model, not a curated record. Gene Ontology annotation, molecular function: serine-type endopeptidase activity. Lineage: Eukaryota; Metazoa; Arthropoda; Insecta; Coleoptera; Chrysomelidae. Gene Ontology annotation, biological process: proteolysis.
CCCGAGUUCAUGUGUGGAGGAACUGUUAUCAAUGAAAAAUAUAUUUUGACAGCUGCGCACUGUAUUGUCAACAUGACUUAUCCAUUGUUGGGAGCGAGAGUGGGAGAGUACGAUAUUCUGACGAAAGUGGACUGUGUGGAGGAUCCAAAAGGUACCAAGAAGUGCAUUGGCCCAGUGCAAAAUAUAGCAAUAGAAGAGAUUAUACCACAUCCAAAGUACCAAAGGGAGGUUAUUCAGAAUGAUAUUGGCCUCCUAAGACUAUCUGGAAUCAAUCUUCAAACUGAUAACGUCAAACCUGUUUGUUUACCUGUGGAUGAAGAAUUGGCCAAUGCUCAAUUCAAAUUUGCCACUGUCACCGGUUGGGGAAUCACUGACCCCAAAACAGGUUCCCUNGUUACUCAGAAAAACUGCAGUAACGCCUAUAAAGACGAAUCGAAUGUUCAGAUAACAAAUAAAUUGAUCUGUGCAGGAGGUCGUGAAAAUAAAGAUUCUUGUAAAGGAGACAGUGGAGGACCUCUGCAAGUUGCAGCGUAUGCCAACGGUGCGAUUAGGUAUAUACAGCAAGGAGUUGUCUCAUUUGGUCACUCUGAAUGUGGAAAAGAAGGUUAUCCAGCAGUGUUCACCAAAGUUUCGUUUUAUUUGGACUGGAUUUUAGAUUCAAUUAGACCCUAAUGAAUAUUUGUUGUUUUGACUGAUUUCAUAUUUAUUUAUUCUGUAAUGUUGGUAUAUGUUGAAUGCAUGAAAAAAUAUUGUUCGAUGUUUUAUAUAAUAUUAUAGUUGCAUCCUGUAAUACAAUUAAAAAUGGAAAAUGAUAAGUUCCUCAAUGAAA